Chaetomium strumarium is the source of this 879-nucleotide messenger RNA. Its product is annotated as P-loop containing nucleoside triphosphate hydrolase protein. The transcript has a single exon. Gene Ontology annotation, molecular function: ATP hydrolysis activity; ATP binding. The record is from RefSeq and is a predicted model, not a curated record. Lineage: Eukaryota; Fungi; Ascomycota; Sordariomycetes; Sordariales; Chaetomiaceae. The coding region runs from base 1 to 879 and encodes 292 amino acids.
AUGGCGCCCUCAACAGCCCCCUCGCCCACCAUCGAGACAAUCGACCUCACGUACACGUUCCCGGACCAAUCGGCGGGCGUGUCCAACAUCACGCUCUCGCUACCGGCGCGCUCGCGCACGCUGCUGAUCGGCGCCAACGGGGCGGGCAAAACCACGCUGCUCCGGCUGCUGGCCGGCAAGCGGCUGGCGCCGGCGGGGACGAUCCGCGUGUCGGGCGUCGACCCGUUCAAGGACGGGCUCGAGGGCGUGACCUACCUGGGGCUCGAAUGGGUGCUGAACGCGAUCGUGCGGACCGACAUCGGCGUGGAGGAGCUGCUGCGCUCCGUCGGCGGCGACGUGUAUCCCGCGCGCCGGGACGAGCUGGUCGGCGUCCUGGACAUCGACACCAGCUGGCGCAUGCACGCCGUGUCGGACGGCGAGCGGCGCCGCGUGCAGCUGGCCAUGGGCCUGAUCCGGCCGUGGACCGUGCUGUUGCUGGACGAGAUCACGGUCGACCUGGACGUCUGGAGCCGCGCGCAGUUUCUGGGCUUCCUGAGGCGCGAGACGGAGACGCGCGAGUGCACCGUGGUCUACGCGACGCAUAUCCUGGACAACCUGGCGGGCUGGCCGACGCAUCUGGUGCACAUGCACCUGGGCACCGUCAAGGGCUGGGGGCUGGCCGAGGAGAUGCUCCGGGAGGUGGACGAGCGGAACAAGACCGAGGGCCCGGCGGGCGCGCCGGGGAACAGCAAGCUGGGCGAGCUGGUGCUGAGGUGGCUGCGGGACGAUCUGAAGGAGAGAGGCCCGCGGAGCCAGCACAAGCGGGGCCCCGAGGGCUGGACGUAUAGCGUGACGGGCAUUGGAGGCUACGGUUACGAGCGGAAGGACUCGACCGAGUAG